AUGGUGUGUGUGUGUGAAGUAUGUAGCAGCUUGGUGGUGUGUGUGUGUGUGAAGUAUGUAGCAGCUUGCUUGGUGGUGUGUGUGUGUGAAGUAUGUAGUAGCUUGGUGGUGUGUGUGUGUGAAGUAUGUAGCAGCUUGGUGGUGUGUGUGUGUGAAGUAUGUAGUAGCUUGGUGCUUGGUGGUGUGUGUGUGUGUGAAGUAUGUAGCAGCUUGGUGGUGUGUGUAUGUGAAGUAUGUAGUAGCUUGGUGGUGUGUGUAUGUGAAGUAUGUAGCAGCUUGGUGGUGUGUGUGUGUGUGAAGUAUGUAGCAGCUUGGUGGUGUGUGUAUGUGAAGUAUGUAGUAGCUUGGUGCUUGGUGGUGUGUGUGUGUGAAGUAUGUAGUAGCUUGGUGGUGUGUGUGUGUGAAGUAUGUAGUAGCUUGGUGGUGUGUGUGUGUGUGAAGUAUGUAGUAGCUUGGUGGUGUGUGUGUGUGUGA
This is a messenger RNA of Candidula unifasciata, 474 nucleotides long. NCBI's taxonomy places the organism in Eukaryota, Metazoa, Mollusca, Gastropoda, Stylommatophora, Geomitridae. The record is from the annotation of a GenBank genome assembly.